Messenger RNA from Mytilinidion resinicola, 1116 nucleotides. RefSeq lists its product as uncharacterized. NCBI's taxonomy places the organism in Eukaryota, Fungi, Ascomycota, Dothideomycetes, Mytilinidiales, Mytilinidiaceae. The record is from RefSeq and is a predicted model, not a curated record. Bases 49 to 909 code for a protein of 286 amino acids. The transcript has 2 exons.
AUAUAUUCAGCGCUGCACCGCGCGUAUCGCUUUUCUCUUUCCAUGCCAAUGGCUCCGCGACCCAUUUCUGCUCCCGCCAAGAAGAAAGGGCUACCCAAACCUGGCCCUCGCGCGACCCCCGUCGUGAAGAAGCCCAUACAGACCUCUAGCACUCGAACGAGCUUGCGGUCGCAAAACAAGCUGCCGGUUUCGCACGCUGGCCAGUCUCAUCCUGUCCAAUUGUCUCCCACCUCUCCUGCACCCGCCCUUCAGCCAGCCGGCACCAAACGGAAGCAUUCCCGAGACACUGAAGCUGAAGCCGACAAGCCAAAAGACGAGCGCCCUUCAAAACAGUCCCGAAGGAGUACUCGUCACCGUCUCAAGCCCUCCGAGGAGAAGUUGCCCAAAGACGCUGAAGCUGAAGCUGAAGCCAAAGCCGACAAGCCAGAAGGUUCCUCAGAACAGCCCCAAGAACCCCCUCUGCUCUCUGAGAAGGACUCACGAUCACUCCAAUCAGUUUUUCAGGAAGUGAUGACUUCCGCAGCCAGCAACUCUCUUAAACGGCCCGCAUCACAUCGUUCCAGAGCCCCAUCGGAAACAGGAACAAGCUCUACUAACACCAAUGCCGUCUACCGCCGCAAGAAUCUUGCGGCCGUCAAGAUCCGCCUCCAUGCUAAUCCGCCUGACGACGUCGAAACCACUAUUAAAGGCAUUGUCAACACCAAAUCCCCCCGGCAGCGCCAAGCCGAACUUCACGUUAUAGCCCAAGGAUUCCGCGACGGCUGCCUCAAAAACGUUAGGGCUCAGUCUGGCGAAGAUGACUUUCUUGCCCCACUCUAUAAGACCAUAUCGGCCUUGUGUCUCGACAACCUCUGUGGUAGGCUUCCGCUGGCGCUUCUGCGGUGGAACCGAGGCAUCGUGAACCUCUAGUUGCUGGAUGCCGGCCAUGAAGCUCGAACUGUAAUGUAGUUGCUGCCGGAUCACUGGCUUAAGCUCCUCUCGCCAGGCGGCCUUUUCAUGGAUAAACAAAAGGACCUAGCACGAUGCCUCUUCUAGCCCCUGUCCCUGAGAAAGAGGAAGAUCGUUCCCCGCUUAAAACCCCGCACCCCGACCUCUUAAUGGGCAUAGACCUUGAUG